Molecule: messenger RNA, 7051 nt
Organism: Pseudophryne corroboree (corroboree frog)
Lineage: Eukaryota; Metazoa; Chordata; Amphibia; Anura; Myobatrachidae
Gene: KCNJ3
Product: potassium inwardly rectifying channel subfamily J member 3
Exons: 3
Coding region: 1264-2736 (490 amino acids)
Biological process (GO): regulation of monoatomic ion transmembrane transport; potassium ion import across plasma membrane
Cellular component (GO): plasma membrane
Molecular function (GO): G-protein activated inward rectifier potassium channel activity
Source: RefSeq, a predicted model, not a curated record
AACACAGGGGGGAACUCAAACAUAAAUCCUGCUAUAAGCCCACUGUGUCACAUCUGCACCUAAUAAGCAUAGGUAAGGCUCCUUAAACUUGCAGAGGGGGGUUACCCUGCCCCUGUGAUCACACCUGCCUCAGAUGAAUGGCAUAUCUGUCUAUAGUAUUGUACACAAUGUUGCAAACUCUGUGCAUUCAGAUCAUCCCAGGUGUCUGAGCACCCUGUAAUAGAGGUGUGUAAGAAGAUGCCCCCAUUGCCUGCUGCUGGUGUGUGCUGGCCGGGCACUGCAGUCUGGAAGCACCGUACAGCUGGGGAGAGGAGGAGAGAGAGGAGCAGGCGGAGCCAGUGAUCGCUGCAGCUGAUCACACACAUACACAGCAACACUAUCUCCAUUCUCCUUUACAAACCAUAAUCAUGAUCCUACCACCUCCCCCGAAAAGGAAAAGGACUGGAGCUAAUUCUCCUUGAAGUGGGUAUGUUAAUGCCAUCGACUGCAUUGCAUAAGAGAUCCCCCUCCCCAAAUCUAAGAUCUCCUCCUUGGACAGAGCACUGAAGCAAGGGACUGUGCUGUGAGUAUCAUUACUGCUUUUGUUCACAACAUCCCAGGAAGCUAAGAGAGUGGGUUGCUUGGAGAAGGCUCCAUCCUCAGAUCAUUCCAAGCACAGUCCUGCUCUGCUGAUCUUCAGUUUGGGGGAGGGUGGGGGGGGACUCUGAGAUAUGCCAGGCUGGACCUCUGCUUGAACCCAUGUGUGUUUUGUUCAGUGAUACUUUCAGGGAGAAGGUUCCUGAUACCAAGCCUGCAAAGGUCCCUGAAACCAAGCCACCUUCAAAGAGACUUUUAUUUUUUAACCUGACCAGUGAGGAGACAGAUGUGUUAUCAUCUUUUAUAUGCAGGUUGCUGUAUGAUUUUAAUUCUUUUUCUGCAUGCUAACUUCUAGGCAACGUCAAAGCUGCAGGAGAUGCGUUGCUGCAGAACCAAAGCCAAAAGGAAUAGUGAUCUGGGAAUGACAUGAUAUCAUUUGUAUUGUCUUUGGGAAAAAAAGAUAUUGGUACAGUAAAUCAGUUUCGUAACCUGCUUGACCAGCUUGAUGCAAGCUUUCAAUGGAUGUUCAUGGAUUAUGUGGUUUGUAGCUGGGCAUAGGGGGCCAUUACUUUCACAGAAAGAGGAGUCAGUUCUACUGAGGAAAACCAUAAAAGAGGGGAACAAUAUUACAAAGUGACACUGAUUUGCACAUCGAUUGAAUCUGGCUGUUGUUGUUUUUUCCAUAUUAUGUCUGCACUCCGAAGGAAAUUCGGGGACGAUUAUCAGGUAGUGACCACUUCGUCCAGUGGCUCUGGAUUUAAUCAAGCAGCUCCUAAAAAGAAAAGACAGAGGUUUGUGGAGAAGAACGGCCACUGCAACGUCCAGCAUGGGAACCUGGGGAGCGAGACCAGCAGGUACCUCUCUGACCUCUUCACUACACUGGUGGACCUUAAAUGGCGUUGGAAUCUAUUUAUCUUCAUUUUGACUUACACUGUUGCCUGGCUUUUCAUGGCAUCCAUGUGGUGGGUAAUUGCGUACAUGCGAGGGGAUCUCAAUAGAGCACACGAUGAAAACUACACACCUUGUGUAGCUAAUGUCUACAACUUUCCAUCAGCCUUUCUGUUCUUCAUAGAGACAGAGGCCACCAUUGGGUACGGAUUCAGGUACAUUACUGACAAGUGCCCUGAAGGGAUUAUCCUCUUUCUUUUACAGUCCAUCCUAGGUUCCAUCGUUGAUGCCUUUUUAAUAGGCUGCAUGUUUAUAAAGAUGUCUCAACCCAAAAAGAGAGCCGAAACUCUAAUGUUCAGUGAACAUGCUGUCAUCUCAAUGAGAGAUGGAAAGCUCACCCUGAUGUUCAGAGUGGGCAACCUUCGAAACAGCCAUAUGGUUUCUGCCCAAAUCCGUUGUAAAUUGCUAAAAUCUCGGCAGACACCCGAGGGUGAGUUCCUCCCUCUCGAUCAACUUGAACUGGAUGUAGGAUUUAGCACAGGGGCAGAUCAGCUCUUUCUGGUAUCGCCGCUAACAAUCUGCCACAUGAUUGAUGCAAAGAGCCCCUUCUAUGACCUGUCUCAGCGAUCCAUGCAAACGGAACAGUUUGAAAUCGUUGUCAUCCUAGAGGGCAUUGUGGAAACUACCGGGAUGACCUGCCAAGCACGGACAUCGUACACCGAAGACGAAGUUCUAUGGGGUCACCGGUUUUAUCCUGUUAUAUCUCUAGAAGAAGGAUUCUUUAAAGUAGACUAUUCACAGUUCCAUGCAACAUUUGAAGUUAACACGGCACCUUAUAGUGUUAAAGAACAAGAAGAAAUGCUACUUAUAUCUUCGCCAUUAAUAGCACCAGCAGUAAGUCACAGCAGAGAAAAAAAUAGUUCUGUAGACACUCUGGAUAGUAUUGAUGACAUUAGCACAAAAAUGCCUACAAAACUCCAGAAAAUGACCGGCAGGGAAGACCUGCCCAGGAAAUUACUCAGAAUGAGCUCUACCACUUCUGAAAAAGCUUACAGCAUGGGUGACUUGCCAAUGAAACUACAACGAAUAAGUUCUGUCCCGGGUAAUUCAGAAGAGAAACUUGGCAUGAGAACAACAAAGAUGAUUUCGGAUCCGAUGAGCCAGUCAGUAGCAGAUUUACCACCAAAGCUUCAAAGAUUGUCUGGUGGCGGCAGGAUGGAUGGAAACCUGCCACCGAAAUUGCGGAAAAUGAAUUCAGACCGAUUUACAUAACACAAACUUUUUGGCAUUAAUCAAAGAAUGGGUUAGAAAAUAUCCAGUGAAAUUAUGUAUGUAUAUAUAUAUAUAUAUAUAUAUAUAUAUAAUUUCACUGUAUAUAUAUAUAUAUAUAUAUAUAUAUAUAUAUGAACCGUACAAAUGUUCAAACACUAAAGACUGAACUUCCUUUGCAGGAAAGCCAUAUUGGGCUACAGUUGUAAUGCUGAUGGUAGUCAGGACUGUACUUUAUAUAUAUAGUGCUUUGAUAAGAGACCUAACAUGUUUUUAUGGUCUUUCUAGAACUAAAGUAAUACUAAUUGGCAUGUAGUAUCACAUCAAGCAUGCAAUAAUAGUGUGCAUAUUUUGCAUAUAGUUUUAUGGCAUGAUUCUUUCUUUAUAUUGUAUAAUCAAAAAAAAAACUUCAAAGGGGCAUUAUUCUCCCCCAUAUUUUUUAAAAUGACUACUUCUGUCAUAAGAAUGGUUGACUAUAAGGGCAAAAUUUUAUUGAAGAUUAUUUAUUACUUGGAUAUACAUUGUAAAUAUUUGCCCAUGUAAGUUAGUUCCAAGCAUGCAUUAGGUUUUAAAACAGGAAUUUUAAAAACCCCUUUACUUUAUUAUUGCUGUCACCCUGAUAUAAAACUACACUGGUGCAUCUUUAUUGGUCAACUCCAGAAAGUGCAGAGACCAUGGGGUCUAUUCACUAAGUCUUGUAUGGGGGGCAUUUACUAAGCAGUGAUAAGAGCGGAGAAGUGAGCCAGUGGAGAAGUGCCCAUGGCAACCAAUCAGCACUGAAGUAACAUCUAUAAUUUGCAUACUAUAAAAUUAUACAGAGCUGCUGAUUGGUUGAUGGGGCAACUUCUCCACUGGCUCACUUCUCCGCUCUUAUCACUGCUUAGUAAAUGUCCCCGAAAAUCGCUGGAGAUAAAGUACCAACCAGUCAACUCCUAACUGCUAUGUCACAGGCUGUGUUUGAAAAAUGACAGGAGCCGAUUGGCUGGUACUUUAUCUCCAGCGACUUUAUCUCAAUCCAAGGCUUAGUAAAUAGACCCCCAUAUUUAUUUAUUUUUGUCUACAAAAUACUUGCUAAAUCUGUUUCACCCUUUGUAUUUGUAUACAAUGAACAUGAGACAGAUCACCAAAUACUUGUUUUAUAUUCUAGUUUCAUAAAAUUCCAUGCUCCUACAGUAAAAUAAUAAUAAUUAAAAUGCCAAUUUAUAAAGGGCUGUAUACCUAAUACCUAUACAGAAUAUAUUUGAAUAUUUAUUUAUUACAAUUUUUUUUGUUUAAGAUAUUAUUUUGGUAUAUGUGUAAUAUGGGUGCAUUUAUUUUAUCCUUGCCAAAGUUUCCACAUCGCAGAUACUGUAGUUUAUCAAAAACUAUUUGAGGAAGGUGACAAAGGUUAUAAUUUAAUUUACAUAUAAACAGCAAAGUGAAGUUUCCUUAUUAAUUAGAAUUUCUGUUUUAAUGAUGUUUCCUGGGGUUUCUAUUUCUCCUGGGCUAAGUUUAAUAUUUUAAAUUUAUGUUGAGUUGUUCAGAUCCCAUAAAGCAAAGUGACUUUCCCCUGCAAAAAAAUAAAUAAAAAAUACAUCUUUAGAACAUUAAUAUAUCAAUACUUGUUACAAAAAAUAUAAUCUCUUAGGAUAUAAAGUUUGCAUAUCUGUCUGUUUCAUUGAUUUAUAGUAUGAUGUUUUAGUACAUAUUUAACACACUUUUUUGCCAAUUUUCUUCAAAUGUAAUUUAUCUACAGUUUUUCAUUAUGUGGAUGUAGUAUGUUAUAUAUUUCAAUUGAUAAAAUGUGCCCUUAAAGAUUUUGGGCCAUAAAAGCCAUAAAAGUGUUUUAAACAAUAAUUAAAACAUAAUAAUUGUCUUUAAUUAAAAAAAAAAUCUCACUAAUAUGUGUUCUUGGGUAAAUUUAUUUAAUUAAAGACUUCUACUACGAUUUAUUUUUGUCAUACUCUAGAACAGGCUGCUACUGGAGUAGAAGAAAAAUGCUGAAAUACUUGCUAACCUUAAGUACAUAUUAUUAUAUUUAUUCAGACAUGACUACGGGCCUAAUUCAGAUCUGAUCGCAGCAGCAAAUUUGUUAGCAAAUGGACAAAACCAUGGGGCUAAUUCAUUUCAGACCCGAUCGCUGCUGUGCGUUUUUGCACAGCAGCGAUCAGGUCUGAACUGCGCAUGCGCCGGCAUGUCAGACAGCUGUCUUAGCCCUGCGAUCGCCUCUGCCUGAUUGACAGGCAGAGGAGGUCGCUGGGCGGGCCGGUGGCGUUUGGCCACUGUUUAGGGGGCGCAGUCCGGGCAACGCAGGCGUGCCUGGACCGUUGGGGGAGGGGGGUGGACUGCGGUGGCUGCGUGACAUCACACUGCGCUGCGACCUGGGCAGCGACAAGUAGCUCCCUGCCAGCGCGCAGGAGCUGCUCUGGCUGGGAGCUACUCUUCAAGUACAAAAGCAUCGCCGCUGUGCGAUGCUUUUAUACUUGUGCGGCGGGGUAGGGACUGACAUACGGGGCGGUCUAGCCCUGUGCUGGGCGUGGCCCCGCAUGUCAGGGAAGCUGAUCGUAGAUGUGCUUUUAGCACAUCUACGAUCAGGUCUGAAUCACACCCCAUGUGCACUGCAGGGGAGGCAGAUGUAACAUAUGCAAAGGGAUUAAGAUUUGGGUGGGUUUAUAUUGCUUCUGUGCAGGGUAAAUUCUGCCUGCUUUAUUUUUACACUGCAAUUACGAUUUCAGAUUGAACACACCACACCCAAAUCUAAAUCUCUCUGCACAUGUUAAAUCGCGCCCCCCCCCCCCCCCCCCCUGCAGUGCACAUAUGGGGUCAUUCUGAGUUGAUCGCUCGCUAGCUACUUUUUGCAGCGCAGCAAUCAGAUAGUCGCCUCCUAUGGGGAAAUGUAUUUUCGCUUUGAAGUAUGCAAACGCUUUUGCAGCCGAGCGAUACAAAAAAGUUUUUUGCAGUUUUUGAAUAGCUCUGAACUUACUCAGCCGCCCUGAUCACUUCAGUCUUUUUGUUCCCGGAAUUGACGUCAGACGCCCACCCUGCAAACGCUUGGACACGCCUGCGUUUUUCCAAACACUCCCAGAAAACGUUCAGUUGACACCCAUAAACGCCCUCUUUCUGUCAAUUACCUUGCGAUCGGCUGUGCGAAUGGAUUCUUCAUUAAAUCCAUCGCCCAGCAACGAGCCUCUUUAUACCCAUACGACACGCCUGCGCAUUGCGGUGCAUACACAGUUUUGAUUAGUUUUGACCUGAUCGCAGCGCUGCAAAAAAUAGCUAGCGUGCGAUCAGGUUGGAAUGACCCCCAUGGUUUUGCCCAUUUGCUAACAAAUUUGCUGCUGCUAUCAGAUCUGAAUUAGGCCCUAUUUUAUGCAGUGUUAUACACUAAGGACCUUUUUAAGAUACUAAUUUUCACAUUGAACAUCAACACUAAAAAUUAUUUUUAGUACUGUUGUGUUGCAUCUCCUUAAAGAAAUAGGCAGCAAAGAGAUGUGGAUGCAGCCCAGAUGUUUACAGUCACUAUGUUGACAGAGAAACUGUACACACGGGAAAGUGGGCACCAUGGUUAAAAUGCUACUUACGGCAUUUUAACCAUGAGGACAUUAUAACUUAAAAUAAAUUUAGAACGCCUGCACAGUUAAAAUGCUGUAAGUAGCAUUUUAACUAUAUUGGGAUCCCAGCACUGUCUUUCUUGUGUCUACAGUCACUGUCAACUUGGUUACUAUAGAAAAUACAUGCCGAAACCGAGCAAGAGCAGGCCACUUACAGUAAGGAAAUGUCCACAUAAAUGCAAUGUAUACCCGCAUGCAGAAAUGUCUGUCAUCACAAGGUGUGUCUUGAGGGUUGUGGAGGGCUGGUGUGAAUAUAUAUGCCAGGAUGAUAACAGAAUUAUCUGCCUUUUUCUGAUUGGCUGAUUGCAUCUAGACCCUCAGAACUUAACGUAUAAGUGUGGCUAAUACUGUUUAUUAUAUGAAGUUACUUCCCUCUAUUAUCAUUACUUACUUAUUCCAUUCGGAUUGCAGCAGUAAAGAAGAUUCUCAUCUGAUAUUUAAAGGGGGAAACAAUAGUUGUUUGUGUUUAAUUCUACUUUAUUAGGUAAAUGUGAUUUUUUUUAUUUCUUUUUGACACUCCUAGAUGUCCCCAGACUCAUGGUAAGCGGUGUGUGGCUUCUUUUCCUCACAGACAUAAGCUAACCCCCACCACCCAGGAUAUACAUUACCUGCCGUGCCACUCUCCCCUUCCCCAGCACAUACACUGCUAUUUUCAUGCCCCCCAGGACAUAUACUAAUGCACUACCCACCCUACCCAACCACCCCACCACCAACCACUCCAGGGCAUA